This is a messenger RNA of Medicago truncatula (barrel medic), 612 nucleotides long. RefSeq names its product heterogeneous nuclear ribonucleoprotein A1. The transcript has 2 exons. The record is from RefSeq and is a predicted model, not a curated record. NCBI's taxonomy places the organism in Eukaryota, Viridiplantae, Streptophyta, Magnoliopsida, Fabales, Fabaceae. Bases 56 to 451 code for a protein of 131 amino acids.
UAAAUAUCUUAUAUGUGAAUUCAUAUUUGACUACAAUUGAACUCUUUGAUCAAGAAUGAAAAUCAAACCUUUUAUCUUCGUGUUUUUUCUUUGUUCACUAAUUAUCAUCUCUGUUAUCGCAAUUAGGCCAUCAAAAGAUGAGAAACAAUCUGGUGUAACUGAAGAAUCAAAGACAAAAUUUUUGGUAGAUAAGGAUGGAGGUCGAGGAGAAGGUGGACACGAUGGAGACUGGGGAGGGGGAAUGCAUAGCAAUGUAGAUUGGGAAACUUUAGAACAAGAAGGAUUCGGGGAAGAACCAGAAGAAGGAGGUUCAAGAGGAGGAGGAGAAAACGGCAAAUUUGGAGAAGGCGAAGGAUGGGAAAACGAAGGAGGAGGAGGAGGAGGAGAAGGAGGAGGAGGAGAAGAAGAAGAAGGGUUCAGCGAAUAUGAAGAGACCGGAGAAUAUCCUUGAAAACUAUAAGCAUGCAUGUGUGUGUUCAACUAGCUGUUAUACUUUCAAUCAUUAAUUGUGUAAUGUUCGAUAACUCAAUAGUGAUCAAAAUGCUAAAAUGACAUGAAGUAUUGUGUAAUGCUUAGGCGAUUUUUUAUGUCAAAUGAAGAAGUAUUGAAAAA